Amoebophrya sp. A120 is the source of this 1972-nucleotide messenger RNA. The record is from the annotation of a GenBank genome assembly. Lineage: Eukaryota; Dinophyceae; Syndiniales; Amoebophryaceae.
AUCCAAUGUCAGCGGCGCCAGAUAAUUUCGUUCCCAUUGCCGCGCCACCCGCUCCUAGAGUGGAGCAGCCCGCGUCUUACACACGCAAGCGCGAGGCCGUCAAGCAGCAAUCCGCAGCAAAGGCUCCAAGUUCGACGUCGCAAUUUGCCUCGUCUUUCGCCCAGUUUGGCGCGAAGACGCAAAACGGUGCGAGUGGUAGUUUCAACAACGGAUUCGGAUUUCCAGCAUUGAGCAGCGGCACCGCGCCAGGUGCAUCUGGCAGCGCAAAUGCGAAUGGAGCUUCUUUCGGCGUGUUGCAGCAAGCUCCUACACCCGGCAAUGGAAUCUUCGCUACUUCCUUGACAGCGGCCGCAACGACUCCUGCCGUACCACUCCAGACCACUACGAAGAGCAGCGAUGGGACCAAGGCUGCUGCCCCUUCGUUUCAAGGGUUUGGAACUUCCUUCGGGCAGAUUCAACAGCCGCAAAUAAAAGCUCCUGUGGCCGCAUUUUCUUCAACCAGCAGCGCGUUCGCUCCGGCAUGGCGGACCUUUGGUGCCGCACCCAAGCCAGUUGCGCCUCUCGGUGCUCCUGCAGUGCCGUUACAGGGCUUCGCGUCCUCGUUUGGCCAGUUCCAUCCGCAGGGCGGCUUUUCCACGCAGUUUGGGGCUGCGCCGUUUGGCUUCGCAAAGCAACAGCCAGCAGUGGCCGCGGGAAAAAAUCUUCCGAUGAGCUCUUCAAUAGAUCCGAGCGCAUCAAAAGCAGGGCAGUAGUGGCAUAGCGGAGAGAUGAUCAUGCUGACUGUGCGCUAAUAGCGCCGGAGACGGAGUGAGAGCAGAGCGGCUUGGACUAAAAUCUGUGUGUUGGAUUGCAAUCUUCACUGCAAAGCCUACAUUCAACGUAGCUAGUCCUUUGCUGCUGGGCCAACGCUUCGAAAAAAGAAAGUUCCAAAAUGACGCGCUUGGUCCACCUUCUGGCCACCACGGCCUCAUCAUGGGCUUUCUUGCCACACACCGCAGAUGGCUUCGUCACGAGAAGACUUCCGCCGAAGCUCGUGCAGGUAGAAAACAAAAAGGCAUCUAUCCAACAGCGAAAAAGGCGCGACGAGAAGGCAAAGCGAAAACAGAAGGAUCCCUACUCGCCUAUGACACGGCUCGGGAUGGAAGACAAGGCAAAACCCGACCCGGCGUUGGAAAACAUUCCGGGUCCAGCGGCUCGACUCGGAUUGGAUGUCAAGCCACGACCCAUGUACAAGGAGGCUGAGGAGGUCAAGCACUACGAAUUCGAGUAUUGGAUUGGUUUCUCUUCUCUGCCUCCUCGAUGAAAAAGUUUGAAUAUGGAUUUGUUUCAACUCGACAUCAUCAUCCUUGCUUUUCGAAUUGACGCAAACUUUCUCGCUACAAAAAUUUUCAGGGCCAUUCCAACCGACCCCCGACCACCGCUGAAACUCCGCGACGUGGAAGCGCACGUGGCCCCGGCGUUCGGAAUUUUCAAGGGGCUCGCGCUCGGAUCGCUCUUCCUGAUUCCCAUGUACCUGUGGUACGUCUGGAGGCACACGGAAAACGGCGCGCGUAACGUAACCAUCGUCGUGGGCGUGUUUACCGCGAUUGGUUUGCUGUGUUUCAUGCUGCAACGGAUGGGCGUUUUUGACCGGAUGUGGGAGAAGUAUGCGUCGCACCUAGGCGAGAAGUGGCUGGAGGGGUUUUUGCUCGUCCCGGUUGGGUUGUUCGCGUUUCUGAUGCUCGCGGACUUAACCGUCCGUGGGCAGUAUUCGGCCAUUGGGAAGGUAGUUGCAAAAAUUCCCACGCCGCCCUCCAUACCGGUCAAGACGAACAGUCUGGAAGGAUUCAUGUCCUCGUUCUUGUGAAAGAAAUUUUAAACUACGCACUGCAAAGGAGCGUUGAACUCUUUUCUUUUCCAAGACCUUUUGCACGACAGCGCGCAUGAAAGUUUGAAGCAAUAAGCAAUGACCGUUGUGUGGACCUCCUGGCAC